GUAGGAGUGUCGGAUAGUAGCGUUAUUUCUGAUCAGAGGUUUACAGCUUCGUCAUCUCGUAGCGGCCGCAGUCCAUCUGAUGGCCGAUUAAAAGGAUCCAAUGCCUGGAUUCCUGCCACAAACAAUGACAACAAUGAUUUCCUACAGAUCGAUCUGGGAUCUGUUUACUUUGUUUGUGGAGUAGCAACACAAGGAGAUCCAAAUAAUGAUCAUUGGACAAAAACAUACAAGAUAAAGACGUCCCUGGAUAAUGUCUGGGGGGCAUUCUACUCUGAGAGUGGCUCCGAAAAGGUACAUCCUUUUCUACUCUAGCUGAAGUAAUAGCGAAGUUAUAAUCGUACAGGGGCACCCAACGACAAUUUUCGGAAGACGAUUUGAGAUCUAGAAUUUUCGGAUCAUUUCCUGUAAAAUUUCUUGCUUGCCUGCCUCUCCUAGGAUUUGCGAACAUCAAAAAAGUGGUAUAAUUGCCCAUUUUUAACGGAUUUUUACCCUAAAAAUUAAAGGUCACCUAGAAACCUUUUUUCGGGCUGAAAUUUUCGAAAAGGUAAAUUUUGAUCCCUAUAAUUUUCGAUCACUAUACUUUCAGCUAGGAAAUCAGAACAGAUGAAAAAUUUUUAAGGGAUAAAAAUAAGCCUUUAUCUACCGUUUAAAUACUAAAGUACGUUCAACAAUGCUAUGUUUAUGUGGUUUUGAACUAUAUUCUCGUUGGGUGCCCCUGAUCGUAGAGACACUAAGUGAUAAAGCAUUGUGUUUACCUCUUAGCCACUUCAAACCAGGAAUUCAGAUGAAGUUGCUUUCGUCCCCUUUCUCUCCCUUCCAUUCGCUGUCCUCUCUCUUCUCCCGUCUUCACCGUCUUUUAAGUUUCCUCCUCCUUUUCUUCCUGCCUCCUGCCCUGCUUCUUUCCCCCCUCGUUACUACAGUCCUCCAUCCUUAGUAUUUUGCUGUUUACAUAGGAAACGUUAAGGAAAUAAGUAGUAAAAUGUAAAGAAACUGACAUACAGGUGGUUUUCCUUUUAAUAUCCUUUACCUUUUGUUCUGUAGGCGGGAGUCAUCGUCAAUGUAGUUGCAAUCCUAAUAAAUAUCGUUUGUUCAUAUGUGUUGUAGUUAAUUCUUUAUCUCAGUUAAUUUUUAUUUUUCCAUUGUUUUUGGGUAUGAUAAUGAAUGCUAAUGAAUUUGAAACAAAGGAAAUAUAAAAAUUAACUGAAAUAAAAAAUGAACUGCAACAUAUGUUCUUGUUUCUCAUGUUAACCGUGAGCGGGUAGGGUUAGACGUAGGCUACGUUAAAAAGGCACUAGACGAAUUUUCGACCGGUUGAAAAAUUUGACCGGACACGGAACCGUUCAAUAUUUUCGCUCUCUUGACAUGGAACUUACAAACCAGUUUCAGAAUUUUAAUUAUUUUCAGUUGUUUUUCCAUCUACCCAUGCGCAGAGCACCACUUCACGUGAAAUCCAGUAUGGCGUCUCCCAGCUGAGUUACCACGCAUUCAUGCAACCACGCCCUUGCUACACAAAAAUUUAGAUGGUUAUGGUGUUCACACCUCUUGAUUUUUCUCAUUUCAAAUGUUUGAACGGCUAGGCGUUCAAAUUUUCGUACGGUUAGCGUGUUUCCGUGCAAAUGAAACACCUAAACACACGAAUUUGUUUUUCAUCAGCAUUUUAUAGAAAUUUUUGUUAAUUUUCUUUUAGAUAUUCGCUGGAAAUGAUGACAAGAACAGCAUUGUAAGAAGUGAACUAUAUGAGCCACUUGCUGCCAAGUUUAUUCGUUUUUAUCCAGUUACAUUUCACAGCAGCAAAGCAUUAAGGGUGGAGGUGUAUAGAUCUAAGAAAGGUUGGUCUCUUAGUACUUAUCCAAUACAUGCAGUUCAAAAGACAACCACAGCAUUAAAAAAUGCACUUUGAUUGUCAAUGUAUUUAGCUUAAAAGUACUAAUUGGGAACACUAUUAUUUACGUCUGCUACUGGAGACGGCACCGCCAUUUUACAAGGUCAUCCGAGCUACGCGAAGGUCUACCCGUUUGCAGGGCAUAGGAAGUUCCUUCAUUUCUCAGUUAUUUUGAGACCCUGAGUAUUGGUCCGGCCUCGGGAAUCUAACCCGCGACUUUCCUCUCUGCAGUCGAACGUUCUACCGACUUAGCUAACCCUGUCGCUAAAUUUUGGUUUGUACAUAAGAUGCAACGAAACUGACUUACCACUUGGUUCAGUGCUCCGUUUUAAUAGGGAGCUUAAGCAUGCAACCACGACGGCGACGGCAUCAAAAACCUCACUUAACAAAAAGGAUCGGCGCUCUGUCAAACUUUAUCGCUUUCUAUUCAUCACGCUAAAGUUGUCAAAUGUUAGAGAUUUUCCGGGGAGUUGUGUUCUAAAGUUUAGUAUCACAGUUUUUAAAAAAAGAAAAGGAAAAUCGUUGUCUUACGUUCACAUUCUCCAUGAUACGUCAAGUUAAGAAGUUUCACGUCAUUGUCAUGUAGUGACGGCAACGAAAUGUGCAAAAAUACUUAAUGCUCGUUCAAAGGUGUUGUUUUUCACAUUAUCCGGUUUUGUUUGAAAACGGAUAUUUUUUUCUCCGGUUAAGCCUACCUUCCACAAUCACUAAUGCAGUGAAAAAUGAUUACCGAAAAUGCACCUUUUCAAUAACGCUCUUUAGGGUGGAGAUUUUUGAAAACGUCGGCUUUUCUUUUACGUGUGGACUGACGAAAACGGUUUCGAAUUCGGAAUACGAUGAUGUCAUACAUCAUAUACUUCCAGCAUAACGCAUGCUCAAUAAUAAGGCUAUGGUAUUUCCAUCGUUUUAGCGUUUUCGUGUGGACGGGUGACUACGAUUUGAAUAUGCUACGUGUGGUUGUGUAUUUGUUUGAAAAUGGAGGUAAAAAUCUCCGUAAUCAAAAAUAUCCGGAUACAUGUGGACGGGGCAAAACCUAUUGCUUUUUUACCGUUGCCGUCGUUGGUUAGGCUUCCUAAUUACUGCCUGACCAAUCUUUGUACAUCUAUGCUUAUUCCGCGUUUUCUUGUUUCCUCUCUGUUUAGUUUUCUCCUUUACUUUAGAAAAAGAGUGCUUUUAACAAUUAGAUUCACUAUAUUUUGUCCCUCCUCGUUUGUUUCCUUUUUUAGAUGACCGUUCCAUUCAUGUACAGUUUUUGAAGGGUAUCUAAUAAAUUCCCUAUGAUUUUGUGAAGUUAAUUUUUUUCCAUUUCACUCCCCAGGUUAAGCCUUUUUUUAGUGGAGAAAGGAAACCUAAAAUUUUUGGAACCAAAAAUGCGAUGCAGAGAAAAAUUCUCAAUUUCGUAAAACUCUAAACUGCGGCUAAAAUGUUCGGAAAAAUAAUGCUGAAGCCCUUGUAAUUUCGAAAAGACUCAAGUUGCCCUAGGAUGACCGAACAAAUAAAAUUAGCGCUACUUAGAAUACAUUUCUAGAGAUCUAAAAGUACUCUGGAUAGCCUAAAAAGUGUUUCAAUGCAUUUAGGAGGAAACCGUCGUUAUUUUGGUUUUGGCUUAUAGUCAAUAUAAUAAUGGUUUUUCCCCAUUUGCCGGCGAAAAAGUACCUAGAAAAACUCUCUAGCAUUUAUGACCUUAAUCUUUUCAAGCUAAACGUACCAUCGUAUCCAUCCAUCGUAUCCAUAGUCGCUACUAUUCCCCGUAUAGUUUCUGCAGAUUUAAAAGUGAACUUCCCUGUCGUGCCAGUGAUUUGAGCUUCUCUCUUCUACAUAAUAACAUUAGGAGUCUUAAGCGAAACCUUGAAAACUUUCAAGUUCAUGUAUUGGACGAGUUGAAUUUUGAAUUUAGCAUUAUAGGAGUUUCAGAAACUAAAAUUUAUAAUCAGCGGUAAAGAAAUGGAUUUUAAUCCAAGCUUACCUGGAUAUAUUUUUUGAACAUGUUCCAACACCUCUAGCCUCUCACAUUAAUAUUUUAUUGUCUAAAAAGCCUCCUUUUGAUAAAACAACAUCAUCAAACGAAAAAACCGAUGUCUCUUAUCCAGAAAAGUAGGUGCCAAAGAUAAUUGGAAUUUUUGACAAGAAUCAUGGGUUAACCCCUUUGAAAAAACAACAUCAUCAGACGAAAAACCUAGGUCUCUUUUACAGAAAAAAGAGGCUUGAAAGAAAUUUGGAAUAUUUAACCAGAAUCAUUACUUAACCCCUUUGGAAAAAUGCAAAUUUUUUGACUAUAGUUACAUGACAUUUAUGUCGUCUAAAAAGCCUCCUUUUGGGAAAACAACAUCAUCAGACGAUAAAAACGAGGUCUCUAAUAUCGAAAAGUAGGCUGUAGAGACAUUUGGAAUUUUUUACGAGAAUCAUGGGUUAACCCCUUUGGAAAAGGCAAAGUUUUCGACUAUAGUAAAAGAAAGGUGUUGGCUUGUAUAUUAGUGAUUCUCUGAAAUGUACUGUUGUUAAAGAAGUAUCUGAUAAUUAAGCCUUCCAGUCAUUUUGGAUCGAAAUCGAAACGUCUGUAUGAAGCUAAAACGAGAGGUGGAUGUAUUCGGCGUAGUUCAUUAUGGAAGCCAUUACACUUUCAUCCCUUUUAUACUUUUCUUAUGUUGUUGUUGUUGUUGUUUUGUGAGUAUGUACCUUCUACGUUAAGAAUAAUAACACGAUAAUAAUUCAUAAUAAUAAUAAUAAUAAUAAUAAUAAUAAUAAAGUCUUUAUUCAUCAAAAGAUAAAAAUACAUAUCUUUUGUUAAAAGUAAGUGUAAGAAAUUUUAAAAAGUUAAAAAGUAAGAAUUAAAAAAAAUGUAUAUAUAUAUAUCUAGUAUAUUACAUAGCUAACUCAUAUUUAAAAACUAGACGAUUAAUAAAAGAGUUUUUAAAGCGCAUAGUGUUAAUCUUAGGUUUAAAACAAGUUUCUUUCCUAAGAUUGUAACUAGACGGUUUAACACGUGGCAUAAUAGAUAAAAGUGGAUGUCCUUUAGCAUUAGAAACUUUUCUGAAAAUUUUACGGUCUUGCCUCUCUAAGAAAUCAUUUUCCUUUUAAAUCGGCGGUCUAAGAAACGUUGUACAGGUGUAAGAUCGGACUCGGACGCGACGUAGACAGAUAAUGCGUAAUUAACAUUAGGCAGAACUAUUGUAUUAAAGAGAAGGUCUAUUUCUGACUGAUUGUACCCCUCUUUGUGCAGCGUUCUGAGGAUAUGUAGGGAUUUGUUAGCUUGUUUUCUUCCUCCUUUUUUUUCAUAAACCUAGGUUGUGUACUUUUUUUUUUCUAGUUUUUUUAGGUUGUGUACUUGAUCCAGUAGGAGUGUCCAAUAGUAGCGUUAUUUCUGAUCAGAGGUUUACAGCUUCGUCAUCUCUUAGCGGCCGCAGUCCAUCUGAUGGCCGAUUAAAAGGAUCCAAUGCCUGGAUUCCUGUCACAAACAAUGACAUCAAUGAUUUCCUGCAGAUCGAUCUGGGAUCUGUUUACUUUAUUUGUGGAGUAGCAACACAAGGAAAUCCAAAUGGUAAUGAUUGGACAAAAACAUACAAGAUAAAGACGUCCCUGGAUAAUGUCUGGGGGACAUUCUACUCUGAGGGUGGCUCCGAAAAGGUACAUCCUGUUUUGCUCUAG
This is a messenger RNA of Porites evermanni, 5527 nucleotides long. The record is from the annotation of a GenBank genome assembly. NCBI's taxonomy places the organism in Eukaryota, Metazoa, Cnidaria, Anthozoa, Scleractinia, Poritidae.